This is a messenger RNA of Prunus armeniaca (apricot), 288 nucleotides long. The record is from the annotation of a GenBank genome assembly. NCBI's taxonomy places the organism in Eukaryota, Viridiplantae, Streptophyta, Magnoliopsida, Rosales, Rosaceae.
AUGACGAGUGAAAGCAGUUUUGUGCAACCUGCAAUUCCAAGGUUCGAUGGACACUACGAUCAUUGGAGCAUGCUCAUGGAGAAUUUCUUGCGCUCCAAAGAAUAUUGGAGCUUAGUGGAGACUGGGAUUUCUGCAGAAGCAGAUGAGAGUAAUCUCACAGAUGAACAGAAGAAGACUAUUGCUGAUCAAAGGCUAAAGGAUUUGAAGGCUAAGAACUAUUUGUUCCAGGCCAUUGAUCGAGCAAUCCUGGAGACGAUAUUGAAGAAAGAUACCACAAAAGACAUCUAG